ACCUGGAGCAAUGUGAGACUCGAGUGUUAACCAGUCAGUAAGAAACACAAUAACACUAAGAUGACCGCACGUCCUUUAGCUGUGUUGGACUACGUCAAUUACAAAACGGACAAAGUCUUGACCAAACACGCUAGGACACGUCAUUCUCAAAGGACAAACAUUGUUCAAAGAACAUUUGGUGACAGAUAUUAGAUUUAAGUCUGAUGAAGAAACACGUUGUCACCACGUUCAGGCUCGAGUCAAAGCCGAGAUGAAGAAACUACAAUGUUACUGGAGUGAUUAGCUACAAUGGAAAGGACACUUCUAAAGUACACAAACCGUCCACUUGGUGCCAUCGAGCAGCGGUACAACUACAUUCCAGCCCAGCCCGUCCUGUCCUGCAGAACUGUCAGCAUUGACCUGUCAGGUACUAGGACAUACCGACCUAAAACAUCUGACGAGAUCUUGGACGAGCAGCAGAGACUUGUUCGAAGGUUGUACGGAAAACACAUUCGACCAGCCACCAGUGUAUCUCGACCCAACACAAGACUUGGUGCAAGUAGACCAUCAACUGUACGACCUCAAACAGAAAGUGGCACCAGACACAAAGUGGAAGUUAGAGGUCGACCUUUGACCUCCUUAUCUACAGCUUAUUCCCCCAGAGAAAGUCAAGCUCCCUCAAUUUCUCCAGUCAGGCCCAAGACAAAAGGGUCAGAAAGAUACAGAAACAUUCAGACAGCAACAGACAGCUUCUUGGCAUUACAAACAGAUGAAGAUUUGUGGGCCAAAAACAUAAAUAUCAGGAAAAUAAAUCAAGAUAUUAACUGCUAUUGGGAAUCUGGACAGAACCAUCUUGCACAGGGAAUUUUUAUGAGAGGUCGUCGGCAGCCUGACGAUGUCCCUACCCCAAAAUUAGAAGCCUGGCUUACAUUUGGAGGAGCUGCAGGUGCAGGAGGAGAAGGAGUUAUUGAUGCUUUUACUAGCUUCAACACCACACAGGAGUAUUACAAUAUAGAUGGGACUGUGGGAAGUAAAGUAGCAAGACAGUUACAGAAAGGAGAUGCUAUAAGAAUUGGAAUUAAUGGAGAUGUAACAAGUAGAGACCUAAAGAUCAGAAGAAAGUCCAAGAAAUCACUGAUAGAUUGGAAUACUGAUAUUGGUUCCAAAGUUUUAGGGAACAAUUUACAUGUAGCUGAUGAAGACUUUGCUGAGCUAGAGUUGAAAAAGUUGUCUGAUGAAGACAAUUAUGAUGACUGGCAAGAGUUUAUAACAUUAACGGACACUUUGGAAGAGAACAUGGACACGAACAGGAGCUCAGUCUCCUUAUCUUCUUUCCCUAAGAAAACUUCAGGAGUAGGCCAAGGGCAGAGAAGUAGUUCAUCAGUUGUGCCCCUUAGCUGGGCAGAUCAGUGCUCCAAAACUGAUGUCAAAAUACUAAAACCAAAAUGUGUGACCCAAGAAUGUACAAAGGCACCAUCAUCUGAGACUCAGCCAGUCAAGUUUGAGAAGCUGAGUGAUCCAAAUGGAGCCUUAGCAAUUAUCCAGACUCCAAAAAAUGGAUUUAAAAUUAAACAAAGAUCUCCCAGAACUACUGCUCCAAACAGUAACUCCAAGUUGAAGGUCAUGUACAUUGAUACACUUACACAGGAAGAAGAAGAGAAGAUCCACAGAAUGUCUGUAGAUGAAAUUGUCAAUUUCAAAUUGGGAAGCGUCAAAAAAGAUUCGACAGUGCCAUCCACUCUUACAAGUUUGAAGACAGGCAACCAGGUUGAGAAGAAUUGUGCUACACAAGCUGCUGAUCAUAAUAGCAACAAUCAUAAAAGUGAAAGAAGAAGCAGCCGAACAUCAUCUGUUUCCAGUCAAAGCAGCAACGACCAUGGGCACCCAUCAAGUCCUAAACUUAAAACUAUUCCUGUUCAUUCCUCCACAACUCAUCCACCAGUUGACCUCACAAUUGUUACCAAAAGCACUCCACAAAAUGAGAUGAACAAGAAUGGGAAAGUGCCAGGCAAAUUAAACCCAGUUAAACCCAUCUAUCGCACCAAUGCAGCUCAAGGCAGCAGCGUUAAGCCAGGGCUACAACAAGGGGAUGCAGAAUACAUCCUGAUUACAUCUCAGCUGAAAGUAGGACAGGAACAUGCUGUGACCCCUAGUUCAUCUCAAACAGUUGCUCCCUUCACUCCAUAUGUUUUUUCACCUGGCAGCAACACACCAAGAGACAGAUCCCCAAGUCCACUUCGCGAUGUGCAUAUAAACCCUCCCGGAUUAAAGACUAUCAAACCUGAAGUUUCUGUUACUGGUAAUAAUAUUUUACCUGAUUCUCAACAAACUGCAGGCAUUCCAGUAGUAGAGGCUCAUCCUCACCAUCAUCACAUUAAUGACAGAGACAACAAAGUUCCUGACAAAGUGACAAGCUCUCCAAAAGACAUUGAAAGUCAAUCAAAUAACAGAACUUUGAAUGAAGCUUCAGGGCCAGCAACUCUUGCCAUUAAUAUACCUACUGCUGACGAGUUAUCUGACAGAGAAUCUCCAGCUCCUUCCUUGACUGACUUUGAUCUCUCAGCACAUUCAGAACGCCCAUCUACAUCUCUGGUAUAGUUUCUUAGAUGUUUCAACAUACUUCCAAUGUCUUUGAGGAGAACAGCAAAACAUUAUUUGUUAUUGAAAGAGCCAAUAUAUUAGUCAUGUGCCUUUGUGUGGUGAGAAGAGGACAAAAAAUCAUUUUAUUUUGUAAAAUUAUUUAUUAAAAAAUGACCUAAAUAUACAAAGGACUACAAGGUAUUAUAUUUUUGUGAUAGAUUUUUUUUUUAAAUUGCAUGUUUGAUUGUGUGUACACAAUUAUUUUUAGAUUUUAAUAUACUUUUUAAAAAAUUAAAAAGUUACAAAAAAAUG
Biomphalaria glabrata is the source of this 2871-nucleotide messenger RNA. RefSeq lists its product as uncharacterized. The transcript is spliced from 11 exons. The coding region runs from base 289 to 2577 and encodes 762 amino acids. NCBI's taxonomy places the organism in Eukaryota, Metazoa, Mollusca, Gastropoda, Planorbidae. The record is from RefSeq and is a predicted model, not a curated record.